AGCUCUCUACCGAUGAAACGGAAAAUGUAGCAAGGCAGACCGCGGAGUAUUUGCCGCAGUCUAACUUUCUAUUUGUGAAUAAGAGGUCCCGGGUUCCCUUGGUCCUCUGGCUUCUGAGGACAAAUUCCGGGCGGAUAUGAAGCAUGGUUUAAGUGAAGCCGUUCCAGAGGCUGCGCGCAUAUGACUUCGCAAUCAUAUGCCUCUCGCUAGGCCUUAUACCUUUCCACACGGAGAUCUCACGAAUAUCAAUAUCAUGGUUGUGGAAGUAUCCGUCUCACAGGUAUUCAUGAUUGGGAAGCGUCUGGCUAUUUUCCCUGUCUGGUGGGAGUAUGUCUGUACCUCAGGGACUGACUCGAGGAGGAUCGGGAAUUAUAGUGCUGCGCGCAAAGUUCUAGCGAGAUUACUAGUAUCACUGCCGGGAUCUCAUGCAUGAAAGCGCGAUAGGAUUUCUAGAGACGAACAGUGAGACCGCAUAGAAUCUCUUCACGAAUGUUUCUUACUUAUUGUUAGUGUAUCUUGCAAAAGGCCUCCUUGCGUUCUCCUUGACAUAUGAUAUGAUAGAGUAG
This is a messenger RNA of Aspergillus alliaceus, 566 nucleotides long. RefSeq lists its product as uncharacterized. Bases 197 to 433 code for a protein of 78 amino acids. The record is from RefSeq and is a predicted model, not a curated record. The transcript has 3 exons. Lineage: Eukaryota; Fungi; Ascomycota; Eurotiomycetes; Eurotiales; Aspergillaceae.